Molecule: messenger RNA, 1314 nt
Organism: Periophthalmus magnuspinnatus
Lineage: Eukaryota; Metazoa; Chordata; Actinopteri; Gobiiformes; Gobiidae
Product: zona pellucida-like domain-containing protein 1
Exons: 11
Coding region: 133-1314 (393 amino acids)
Cellular component (GO): cell surface
Source: RefSeq, a predicted model, not a curated record
CGAUGGGAGGGUUUCAUAGUCACACCUCUCUGGUUUUAGGUGUCUGUAAUAUCAUAAAAGCCCCUCUGGAGGAAUAGCGUCACACAACUGUGAAGACGCCAGCAAGGUUCCAUUGUUCCAACAAAUUGCAGUAUGUAUGCAUGGCUCCCUCUGCUGGCUGUUUUCAUGCAGCCUGCUUUUGGUGCCUACAAUUGUCCUCCUGAAUAUAGCCGGACCCCAGAUAACUCAGACCUGACAGUAGACUGCAGUGCCACAGUCAUCACCUUGGAGAUUAACCUGUGCACGGCACAGUGGGCAGGAUUCAAUACCACAGACCUGGCCCUGAAUGGAAAUCACAAUAAGCAGGAGUGUCUGGGCACGGCUGAUACCAGUGUCAGCCCUCCAGUGAUGCGUUACUAUCUGCCUGUCAAUCACAGCCACGAUAACCCCUGCCGCCAGUCCCUGCAGAUUGUCGAUGAAGCCCCAGACCCCUCAGGACCCUUCAGCUCCUUUGCCAGUGUACAGUCAGUUAUCAUCACCAGCUUCAUAGAAACCCCUAGCUCAGACCAAGGCACAAUCAGCUACUCCACAGACCUGUACUACCACUUCUCCUGCCGCUACCCUCUUGAAUACCUCAUCAACAACACACAGAUUGUAGCUUCGUCUGUCUCUGUAGCAACUAAUGACAAUAAUGGGACUUUUAUUAACACCAUAAAGAUGAGUGUAUAUAAUGACUCUUCCUACCAAUAUCCUUUGAUAGUGCCACCUACAGGCCUGCCGUUGCGAGCUGGGGUCUUUGCUGAAGUCAAAGCAGUAAAUCUGACUGGGAAUUUUUAUGUUCUUCUAGAUCACUGCUUCUCCACACCAACAGCUUACAAUGUGACACACAGUGAACAGCACAUCUUCUUCACUGGUUGCUCAAAGGACGACAGGACAACUGUCAUCAGCAAUGGCAUUUCUAAAGUUGCCCGCUUUAAUUUUGAGGCCUUCCGUUUUCUUCAACACCGUGCUCAGUCAAUGUCCAGCAUCUACCUGCAUUGUAUUCUCAGAUUGUGUGAGCCGAACAAGUGUCAGGAAAUCCUUGCAGGUUGCAAUAGUAAAAGAAAAAGAUCGGUGACUCCCUUUGGACAAGAGGAUAAAGAUUCAGCUACUGUAUCUGCUGGACCACUGUACACAGCUGCAGAGGAACCAAAUGCACAAACCUACAGUACUGCAGCCCAAAACGGCCUUAAUGAGACUGGACUUAUAGUGGGCGUGGUGCUGGGGUCUGCUGUGGCCGUGCUUCUGGUUCUUUCUGGAUGGUUUGCUCUCAAAAGGUUUUACCGGUUUGACUGA